Messenger RNA from Penaeus vannamei (Pacific white shrimp), 6080 nucleotides. The record is from RefSeq and is a predicted model, not a curated record. NCBI's taxonomy places the organism in Eukaryota, Metazoa, Arthropoda, Malacostraca, Decapoda, Penaeidae.
UGUGAAGUCCGCGCUUCAAGUAGACAAGCCAUGGUUCCAUCCUUAACAGACGCAUCUACAGAGACAUUUUGGGAGUCUGGAGAUGAAGAUCGAAACAAAACUAAGGCACUCACCAUCACUUGUGCUGCGGCAAUCCGCCCUCAGACAGUUUAUGUCCACAUUGAUAAUUGUCGGGAUCUUGGGAAUAAAGUAUCAAGUGUAGUCUUUAAGUGUGGCCCCAGUGGAGAUGACAUGGUUCUAGUGAGACAAGUUGAUAUUGAAAGCAGAUUCAGUGGAUGGAUUCAUGCAGUUCUACCACAUGAUGUAAUCACAACCAUAGUUGUGGAGCUCAGAGGACCAGAUCAGAGCGUGCGGGUGCGGCAAGUGAGAGUCCUAGGUGGUGAGGGAGGGGAAGGCUCAGGCUCAAGACCCCUGCGUCAGCAUUCUCCCCUCACUAUCCAGCAUAGGGCCUGUGAGCAAGAGACACUUAAGGUGUUCAGGUUAAUUACUGGACAGGUGUUUGGCCGCCUCAUCAUGACAGCAGAAGGUGGCAGCAAAGCUGCAGAGGGAAGUGAUGGGACUGCAGGUAACAUUGAAAAUGUAGAUGAGCAAGACCACAAUAAUGACCUCCGAGAACACAUGGUCGGCAUCCUGUUCUCACGAUCAAAACUCACACACCUCCAAAAACAGGUUUGCUCACACAUAGUGCAGGCAAUCCGCAAGGAGGCCGUGAGGGCAAGGGAAGAAUGGGAGUCAGGGCUCAACUGCGGAGGCCUGGGCACACCAGCUACACCUGAAGAGGGACAGCACAACCCCCCUGACACCUACUGCUUUGAGAUGCUGUCCAUGGUAUUGGCCCUUAGUGGCUCUGUGGUUGGCCGGGCACAUCUGGCUCAGCAGGAUCACUUGCUGAAGCACCUGCUGUCACUGCUUCACACAGGAUCAGCUCGUGUCCAGAGACAGGUUGUGGCACUGUUCAGACGCAUGCUGGCUGAUGUUCCCCCUCAGUCUCUGGCCUUGAUCUUGGGAGUAGAAGCCCUUCCUGCUCAUGACUAUGCCAUCCUACAUGCUACAUCCAAGGAUGAGGAAAACAACUUUGAUAUUCACCAACAAGGAAUCCUGGAUGUAUUCCUUGCUGUGAUUGCAAAGGCUCUCACAGUACAGCUGAAGACGAAGGGUGGUGAGGGAGGAAAAUCUGUUGCAACGCAAGGGAAGGGAGCAGUCACCUCCGUCUCUCUGGCCAGCACCAUGCCCACACCCCAGGCCAACUCCCCUAGAUGGUGGCUGCAAGGGUCAGCCACACAGAAACAGGCAGAUCUCAUCAUUAGCUUGAUAAGAGACAUGACCACAGGCAAACUGUCUGAUAAUUGGGCAAAGGUCAGCAAAGGUGCAAUUGCCGAGAAUAUUGUGAAUCUAACAAGACUCAGUGAAAGUGAUAGGUCAUGCGCAGCAUCAUGCCUGGCUACACCCACACUCUGGCUUGCACUUGCAUCCCUAUGUGUGCUCCAUCCAGACCAUGUGGAUGCCCUCUCCUCCUGGCAUCACAGGGGGGGGAUCCACAUAACCCCACAGCCAACAUGUGAAAACCAUGAUGAUGGUGAGACUCCAGCCAUGAUCCUAUGUGAGGAAUGCAGCAGCAACCUGUGUGGCGAGUGUGAUCGAAUCCUCCAUCUGCACCGCCGUACAAGGCACCAUCACCGCACUGUGUUCAGACAAGAGCAAGAAGCCAUUAAGGUGGACUUGCAUGAAGGCUGUGGAAGAACAAAGUUAUUCUGGCUUCUGGCCUUGGCUGACUCUACCACCCUAAAGGCCAUGCUAGAACUGCGUGGGGAGAACCAGAGAUCUCGUGGCUCUGUGGCAGCAUCAACUUGCAGGUUCUGUGGAGCACCAGCUCAGCCAUCACUCCUGUCUCCUGCUCCAGUGUGCCAGGAUUCUGAUUGCCAGGAAUAUAGUCGGGAAGCUUGUGUAAGAACACAUGACUGCGGCCAUCUAUGUGGGGGACUGAAGGGUGAAGCCUCAUGCCUGCCUUGUCUCCAUGGAUGUGCCAAUACUCCCUCACUUAAACAGGAUGCAGAUGACAUGUGCAUGAUAUGCUUCUCUGAGGCCCUAUCUGCUGCUCCUGCCAUUCAGCUCGAGUGUGGCCAUGUGUUCCAUGCACAUUGCUGCCGCACAGUGUUAACAAGGCGUUGGCCAGGACCACGUAUCACUUUCACCUUUUCCAUGUGCCCAAUCUGUAAGGUUCGCAUAAGCCAUGGGGUGCUGACAGAGCUGCUGUCCCCAAUCUCAGCCCUAUUUGAGGACGUCCGGAGGAAGGCUCUCAUGAGGCUGGAAUAUGAGGGCUUGCACCGAGCAGAGGCUAUUUCAACCCCAGGUGCACGGUACUACAAUGAUCCAGCUGCUUAUGCUAUGGACCGUUAUGCAUAUUAUGUGUGCUUCAAAUGUAACAAGGCCUACUAUGGAGGUGAAGCAAGGUGUGAUGUAGAAGCAGGGCUUGGUGAUGAGUAUGACCCAAGGGAGUUGGUGUGUGGGGCCUGCUCAGACGUCUCCCGUGCACAGAUGUGCCCCAAGCAUGGCACAGACUUCCUUGAAUACAAGUGCAGAUACUGUUGCUCAGUAGCAGUGUUUUUCUGUUUUGGAACAACACACUUUUGCAAUGCAUGUCAUGAUGAUUUCCAGAGAGUGACAAAUAUUCCAAAGACAGAGCUGCCACAUUGUCCUGCAGGUCCAAGAGCCCAGCAGCUGGAGGGUGAAGAGUGUCCACUCCAUGUGCAGCACCCUCCAACAGGGGAAGAGUUUGCUCUGGGUUGUGGCGUUUGUCGCAAUGCUCACACUUUUUAACGUGCCAUCAGUGAUCUGUAAGAUCUUUUAGUAAUUCUUUUUCCUUUUUUAUGGUUUCAAUAUGGAAAUGUUUUUAUUUUUUUGUUUUUCUUGUUGGUUCUUGUUUAUCUAAUGCUAUAGAUUUAUAAUUAACUUUGUGAUCAGUGGGUUAGUCUAUUUUCAUAAGACAGAGAUUCAUGUGAUUUAAUAUAUUGUAUUAAGAAUCAGUAAAUGCUUUAAAGACAAAUAUGAGACAAUGCAGAUGUGCUGUAUAUAUGAUAUAAGAUGUGCUGGGUAUAUAGAAAAGAAAUAUUGUUAUAAAGCCAUGCUGUAAUUUUCACAAGGCUUGAUAAUGAAUCUGCAUUCUUUGUACAAUUGAUUUUCCUCUUGAUUUCAUUCACCACGAUUAGGUUGGUAUUUGUUUGGGCUUUCUUUUCAACUUUUAUCUUAUUGUAAAAGAAUUCAUACAUAUGAUUAGAUAAUGGAACUAUAUGGUAUAUAUGUCUUUGUAAAUAUCUUUACCUUUGUAAAUGGUCUGAUUGCAGUAGCAUUAGUCUCUGGGAGCAGGAACUGUUGUGCUUAUUCUUGUUUUCACUCUCUAACUUAGCACAAACGAGUCUCGAACAGAAUCCCUGAGCAUUGGUUUUAUUAGAAUUUUUACCACAAUUUUACAUUUUGAUAUUGCAGUGUGGGAGUGGUUUAUAGAGCUAUAACUAGAGUAAAACACUUGAAAGAAUUGUACCAGACAUCAUCAGGGUAAAAAAAAAAUAAUAAUAAAUAAAUAAAAAUAAAUGUACAGUACAUACGAUUUUAUGAGAUUGACAAAACAUAUUUAUUGAAAAUUUAGGCAUUACAUUUUAUCUUCAAACCCAAGAUGGUCUGUUAUGUAAAAAAAAAAAAAGACUUCAGUUUGGCAUCAUAUUAUUUAGAUUGUUUUUUGUUUUUUGUUUUUUAAUGACUGAAGCCAAUAAUUUCACAUCUUUCAUGACUUGCUUGUCUGUCCUCUUGUCUUUCCCUUCAUUAGUAAGCACUAGUUAUAGUAACCAAGCAGAGAGAUUUAUUUGUGAUACGGUCACUUUGUAAUGUUUUUGGGAUGAGAGAAAAUGUUGUGCAUUUUAAUGGUUUUUUGCCUUCCAUCAAAAGGUUUUCAUAUCAUGAUAUUAAGUGUAUAUAUUUAGUUAGUGAAAGUAAUUAUUUAAGAUUGUGUAUAAAGAACUGAGAUGAUAAUUAUGAAGUUGUGAUUUUUUAUUUCUGUUUUUCACCCUUUGUGUUUUGAUACUUUUAUUUAAUACUGCACAUUUUGAGCAUUCAUAGUUAAGUUGGAGAAGUAUGUUAAGUUAUUACAUUGAAGUUUGAUAUUUCACAUUUUAAUUAAUAUUUUUUUUUAUUUCAACAUGAUUUUUAAUAUAUUUAGACACUAUUACUAUGAUGGAGAUUAUUAUUAUUAACUUCACUGUUAAUUUUUCUUUUUAUCAUUACCAUCAUUUAUCAUGAUCAUGAUCAUUACCUACACAUUAUUGCUGUUAGUGAUUCAGACAUUUCCUCAGCAUCUCCAUCAUCAUCAUCACCACCAUUUUCUUCAUAUCCAUUUUCAUUGCAGCAAUUGCUAUCCCAAGCAUAUUAGUUCCCAUUAAUAUUUUUUUCCUAUAUUGUUAAGUUCUGUGUCCUGCUUAUGCUUUAUGGGAAAAAUAUUUCCAAUGCUGUUAUAGGUCACUUGGUUGUGAUAACCUUUUGAUUGUGCUGAACAACAAAAACAAAAAUAUAUGAGAUUGUGAGAAAGGGAAGAGCAGCAAAGAAUCUAGCAUUCAUACAUUUAUUAUAGAUGCUUGCUAGUGUGCAAUUGUGCUACACAAACAGACACACAGACACAAACACACAAAAACAAAAAUAAAUAUACUUGUACAAAUAACCGUGAUUUUAUCUUUUACUCUGUAUUCAUUUUGUUCUUGAAAAGAAUUUAACUGGAUAUAGGGCAUUUGUUUGUGAGUCAGAAUUGCAUGGCAGGAUUACUUAGGUCUUUAGGGUAUAGUUAACAAUAAUUCCUAUUAGCACCAACAUUCCUACUGUGAUGUAUGGAUGUGUUAUGUUGAAGAAUCUCGCUCCCUACAUUUGUUAUGUGCACUAUGUAUUUAUUAUAGGUUAGAUCCCAGUUAUGUGCGUGUGUGUAUGCUCUUGAUGAUAUUUAUCAGUCCUGUGGUUUGUAAGAUCAGAAGAUUCAGAUCUUAUGAAUAUUGGUGUAUAUGGGUCUGUGUCACUAGGUAUUCCGCUGUACUGAAGUAAUUUGCGUUAAGCUUGACUAUUUCUCAUAUUUACAUUAAAGGAAGAAAAUCAUAGCUUAUUGUUGCUUACCUCAACAUUAUGGCCUUAUUAGUGUUGAUUCUUUCCUUAAUUAUGGUGUGAUAAGAAUAUACAAAACUACUGACAGAAAUGAAAUUCUGUAGACUACUUGAUAUUUUCUCAGCAAUGUUUAGUACUAAAUUCCGUAUGGAAAGAUAUCAUGAUAGGCAAUCAGAUAUUGGUACUGCAGGCAUAUUUUGUAUUUCAAGUACACAUUUUUGGUAUAUUCAAGUAUUAGGUGUAAUCUUUAUUAUAUGUGAUACCUUGAUAAUGUACACACAUUAGUUUUGACAAGGAAUAUUCCCUGUUCAUAUACUUGUGAAUAUGGGGUAUUGUAUGUAAAGCAAACAAUAUCUUUCUUUGCAAAAUAGAAGAUGUAAUUAUUUCAUGUGUUUUAAUAUUGUUGCAAUGUGUAUAAACAGUAUUCUUUAACUAUGAAAUGAUCUAGUCCAGGACAAGAGCAACAGGUUACUUUGGCAAUUUUAAGACAGUGAAUAAGCAUCAUUACAGUAGGUGGCUUAUUCCUCAGUUUUCUUAUUCAGUUGAAACAUUACCUGUCCGUUGAUGAUAUUCAAAUAGUAAAAUGUAAAGCACUUUAUAUUAGAUAUCACAAAGUUUCCUCUUGUAAAUGGAUUUGACAUUUAAAUAUACAGACACUUGAAUAGUUGAUCAUUUUGACCAUAGAGACAGGUUGUGCAUAGAUUUUGGAAAGUCACCUGAUGUGACAGAUAUAGCUGACAGUAAAACAUGACAAAAUGGUUAAAAGCUCAGUUCUGAUGAGCAAAUAGGCCUCUGUGGUAUUUUGUUAGAAGUUCAAUUAACCUUUUAAAAUGGAAACUUGCCAUUUUGGAACUUUUUUGUGAUUUUUAGUUUGAAUAAGAAAUUACAUAAACCUUGCCAUUAUAUAAAUUCCCUAUUGAUAAGUGAAAAUAAACUUAUACAAAUAC